AUGUCUUCGAGCGAUCUAACCUUUGUUCCUAGGUCUCGUCGUGCUAACGGCACGUCUAACCCCUCCCACCGUCGUCCCUCACUUUCCACUACCCUCACUCAUCCUCCUACCUCACAGCACUCUCAGCCUCCCUUAACUCCAUCCGCUUCGAAUGUCUAUCACCCGCCACAUCAUUUCAAUAGGAGCGGUGCUGGAAAUCCCGCCAGCACUUCUUAUGGUAAGGAGGACUUGCUGAACAUCUUCAGGGCACAGGAGCAGAAUGGCACUUUACGGGAAGUGAAGGAUUUGGUGCUCGGAGAUUUGGGUUCGGCUGGUGGCAGCGGUGGCGGUGGUGGUGGUGGUUGGGGUAGGAGUGGCGAUGAAGCUGGCGGCGCAGAGGUUUGCUGGGAUAAGGAGGGAGGAUUGAAGCCCGUUAGUCUGGAGGAUAUGAGUGAGGAAGAGAGAGAGGUAUAUCAUUGACUAUUUCUACGGUCUCCGCGGGGUUUCAUGCCUUUGAGUAGUUACCUGGUUGUAUUUUUCUAUAUAUAUACUGACGUGGAUGUGACUAGUUGUUUGCCUCCAACGUAAACUCUCCCCAUAAGGCACCCCCGAAUCAAAAUAAUCCGGGAGCAGCCAGCCAUCACAAUACCAAUCAUACGCCCCCGCUGAAUAGGAAUAAGAUUCCCGCCCCUCCCGGCACGAGCACCGCCGGCGCCAAUCGCCCGACAAAUCGACGCCGUGAAACUUCUGAUGCUGCCCUCACCAAUUCUCCUUUUAGCUCCGCUCCCCCUCAACUGCCGAGGCGCAGGACAGAGUUGAGGGAUGAAGACCAAACUCGGGAAGGUGGUGGCCGGGAUAGGACCUUAUUUGGACGCUGGGGCAGCGCUUCUGGCACAACCGGUCAUGCCGGGGAUGACGAUCAUGGCAGGGAGAAAUUAGAAGAUGGUUCCGGAAGGGGUUCCGGGUUGUUUAGGAGAGGCAGCACGGCUUGGGGAUCUGGUGGGAGCAGUGGCGGAGGUGGGUUCGCGAGUAGCGCGUUGAACAGUCCGAUGGGCACGUUCGGAAAUGGCGUAUUUGGUGGCGCGAUGGGCGGGUUUUCCCUGCAGAGCGCUUCUUUGGAGAAGCCGAAAGCAAGUGGUGGUGGUGCUGGUAACACGGUGCAGAAGGGUUCAACGGCGCAGCCUAAAGUUGAGGAAGGGGACGAACGAGCUGAAGACGCCCAGAGACCCCGCUCCCCCGACACAAAUGAGUUGCGUGAGGAGCACGAACGUGAGCGGCCCAUGAGUUCGGACACUGAUCCAUUUGGUCUUGGUGGAGAUAGGGAUGAUGAGCAGCGGCAAGAGCAGCAGCAACCACAACAUUCUCCGCUCCCGACUCCUGGUCUCGAGCAGCGCAUGAAGGAGGAUAAUUCUUUCAACACGACGGGUAAUACUCAAACCCGGCAAGGCAAUUCCAUUUCCACCCCCACCAAGGUCCGUAACGAUCUCGGUUUCUCUGGCAUAGGCACAACGCGCGACGGCAGUAAUGUUGGCGGUUUGCAUCAACAGCUCCAGAAUUUGCAGUUAAAUCAGCAAGGUCACUUUCCGCUACAUGGGAGACCAAGGGAGGGUAGUAUCGGCGGGGUCAUUGGUGGUCUGCAUGAGUACGAGCCGUUAAGUCCGACCGAAACUAACCCUUAUCAGAGCCCUGCCCCUGAAAAGGCGGACGAUGAGGAUAUGCCGGAAAAUGGUGGCAGUGGAGGUAUUAUCGGAGGCUUCAGAAGGGGUGAUGUGGGUGCUCCCGGUAGUGAUAGAAGCGGUCGAAGCUCUACCGCCGGGUUGGCUGGUGGUAUCGGUAGCGGUCUUGCAUCUUUCAGCUCCCUGAGCAGUGGCACUUUGUGGGGAGGGUCUCCCGUGCCUUCUGGGCUUGGAAACAAUACCGCCCCGGGUUCAUUUUUCGGCGGUAGUAUGCUCGGCGAUUUGAACAGUCCGAACGCCAUUGGUAGUGGUGGUGGUGGCGGCGGAAUUGGUGGAAUGGGAGGUAUUGGAGGUGGGGGAUUCGGGUCGGCAAGUCGUGCGAGCCGGCUUGGACAACUGUUCCAACAGGAGCCGCAGGUGGAGGAAGAGCAACAACCGCAGCAACAGCAACAAGGCGGGUUCGAAUCGAAUGACGCUUUCGGCGAUAUGAGGUUCGGCGGUGCGUUCGGCAGCGGCAGAAGUGGGUUUGGUAGUGCCGUGGAUAGCCCUAUGAGAGAGAGGCCGGGUGUCAUGGACAUUUUCAACCUGCAUACCACUAGGAGUGUUGGUAACCUUGGAGCGGCUGCUUCCGGAGAAAAUACCUUGUUCCCUAGGGAGCGCGAUGACCCAUUACCCGGUAUCCAUAGUCUUCACCAGAAUCAGUCAGUUCAACCGGCACCACCGCCGGCUGCUCAACAACCCCCACAAAUUCGCCCCCCCCCUGGGACCGUCGCACCGCAGCAACACGUAAUGGUCAUGCCGGAUAAGAUACAAUGGACCUACCGCGAUCCUAGUGGGACCGUUCAGGGUCCUUUCUCUGGCUUGGAAAUGCAUGAUUGGUACAAGGCCGGGUUCUUCACUCAAGAUCUGGCUGUAAAGAGGGUGGAAGAUCCUGAGUUUGAGCAAUUGGGCAAUCUGGUGCGCAGAAUAGGGAACACGCGUGAGCCCUUCCUGGUCCCACUUCAGGCUCCGGCAAAUUCCGCUCUUGUGCAGCCCGCCACAUCUCAACCUAACACUUGGCCUGGGGUCGCUGUUUCCUCUUCCUGGUUGAGCGAGAAUCAACAGCCGCCUCAGACCGGCGGCACAGUUCAGCCUCCGUUUGCCGGAAGUUUCCCAAGCUUCGGAACGACCCUCACUGCUGACCAACAAAAUGCGCUGGAGAGAAGAAAGCAGGAGGAGCAAUAUCUUUUGGCUAGGCAGCGGGAGUACCUGGUUCAGCAACAGGUCUUUGCAAAAGCCCAGCACGCCCUGCAGCACCAACACUCUCAACAAAGUCUCCACUCUCAACCUAGCUUUGGGAGUUUGCAGGGAAGCCUGCAAAGUCCCGGCGGGUUCGUGACCCCCGCCGCCGCCGCAACUACGGUCGGGAUCGGUGGGCAGAAUUCAUUCGAACCGGGCGUAUUAUUGAGGCAGGCCGGUGCAGCCGCCGGAGGCCCUGAUGCUUUCGGGGCUGGCGGUGGACAUGGCAUGCCCGGUAUGGCCGGACAGCAGCUCCAACAGAACAGCCAACUUGCCCAACAGCAGCAGCAGCAGCAGGUUCAGGCCGAUCGCUUACAGAUGGAACAGCAGCAGAGAAUCCUCGAAAUGCAACGCCAGCAGACCCAGAAAGCAUACCAAACACAGCAUCAGCAUGUUGAGAAACAGCAAGAACUUCAACAGGCUCAACAACAGGCAGUGGCGGCUGUCGCACAGGCUCAGCAGCACGUCCAGUCUUACGAGGCUCACCAUAGCGAAAGGGAAGGCGGGAGAUCCCCGCAGCAGACUCAGGAACGUGGCGGGAUUGCACCUGUUCAGCGCGACGAGGAGCCUUCCCCAAACUUGGAAAGCUCCUCCUGGGGCAUCGCGCCUGAAACCGUCAAGCCACAGGUUCAGCCACAAGCUCCUGAGCAGCCAAAGGUUUCGAUUCCCAAGGCGACGCCUUCAGCAAAGACUUCUCCUCGUCCUGUACAAGCUCAAACUACAUCUGGCAGCGAGUGGCAAGAUUCCCACUCCGCUCCCCUUCAACCUUUCCCUCCCCCGGCUAGUUCCCAAUCUACUAUCGUCAACAUUUGCUCUAGUUCUAUGACUCGUAGCCCUUCGAAUGAAACCCCUCAUAUGAGUGCUUCUGUUGCUCCUUGGGCGAACAAGGAUAAUGAAGUGAGGCAGCCCUCUCUCACCCUCAAGGAGAUACAGGAAAUCGAGGCGGAGCAACAACGCAACAAGGAAGCCUAUGAAGCAGAUCAGAGGCGCCAGCUCAUGGCUCAGCAAGUGGCUAGCCAGCCUCCGCCCCCGGCUCCGGGUCUUCCAUCGACAGCCACUUGGGCAACAUCUCCGUCCGCUACUCCAGCUACCGGGUCUGCAUCUGCGUGGGCCAAGCCAUUGGUCAAGGCAAGCUCCCUUCCAAGUGCGGGAACUAAAAAGACGCUUUCACAAAUUCAAAAGGAAGAGGAAGCCCGCAAAGCAAAAGCCGCAGCUCUCGCGGCGUCUACAGCUCAGGCGGCCACACAAAUUCCUUCGGCUCCUCUAGCCAGCGGAAAGAGGUAUGCUGACCUCGCUAGCAAGACUUCCCAGCCCGUAGUUGGUGGAGCAUGGACCACCGUCGGGCCCGGGGGAAAAUCCAAGUUGGGUGCCGGUGGUCCUGCCGGUCCUCUUCCUUCCACUCCAACCGCGCCAGCGCAGCCGUUGAGAACUGUAUCUAGCACUAUCGGUAUCCAAACCGCUAAAAAGGCUGUACCGGCCGCUGCGCCAGUCAAGCCUGCCGCUACGAGCGCUGAGGGGGAAUUUCACAAGUGGGCGAUGGCAUCUCUUGCCGGAUUGAAGGAGGGUGUCAAAGGUAUUCGGAAAUUCUAAGCUUGUACUUUUGAGUAAGUGUGCUAAUUUUUUAACCUUUUUCAGCCAAUGAACUCCUUGCCGAGAUGCUCAACUUCCCCCUGGACGCCAGUCUCAUCGCCGACACCAUCUAUGACUGCUCCACAACCAUGGACGGCCGUCGUUUCGCUGCAGAAUUCAUCCGUCGUAAGGAGGCAGCCAGAACCGGCGUCGUCAUUGAGGCAGGAUCAUCCAAUGGUGGUGGAACUGGUGGGUGGAACGAGGUUGCGAAGGGAAAGGCCAAUACUCAACAGUCUGCUAGGGCUGCCAGCCCAGAGACUAAUGCCGCUUUCAAGGUAGUUGCAGGGAAAAGGAAGGGGAGGAGAUAAAUGGAUAUGUGUUGAGUUGUAAUUCAAUUAGCGGGGUUUAUUGUCUGUAGCGUGGCUAGUGGGUGUACCGUAGCAUAGUUGGCAUAAUUGGCAUUGUUUGGCAGAUGGGAGGCUCUUGUUUUCAAAAAAAAAGUUUGAGUUCUGGCUUUCGCCUUGUGCACUACGUAGCAAUUGUUGACCAGAUGUGGUGGUGAGGUGGAUGGAACUUGGUUGUAUCUUACAGGUGCGGGCGAGUUGUCUAAAUACAGGAGCAAACACAGUGUGAGAUCACAAUCUCUUGA
Messenger RNA from Tuber aestivum (summer truffle), 5151 nucleotides. The record is from the annotation of a GenBank genome assembly. NCBI's taxonomy places the organism in Eukaryota, Fungi, Ascomycota, Pezizomycetes, Pezizales, Tuberaceae.